AGACAGGCUUCUAGCAGUAUUGGUGCUGUAGCUACUUGAUAUUUUGGGGUGGGGAGGUUUGGCAAACCAGAGCAUGAGGGCAGAAUUGGGGGACACUGUUUUGGAAGAGUUCUACCUCUGUAUCAAAUAUGAAGGAAGAAAGCAAGCCUUUGUUUGCACUUGCCAUUCCCUCUUCUGGAACACUCUUCUCCCAGGUAGCUGGAUAGCUUUUUUCUUUAUCAGCUAAAACGUCAUCAUUUAGGAAGGCAUUCCUAAAUAUCGCAAUCUAAAGUAUUCCCCCAUUAUCUAUAACUCACUUUUCUCAAAAGAUUUAAUUCCGCUUUCUCAAAAGAUUUGUUCCUUGCUUUCAGUACAUAGCCCUAGGAAUACAGAAACCAGGACUACUAUCUUAGUAGAUGAUGUUGCAUUUUCCAGUGCCUGGUACAGUACUGGGUGUCAAGUCAGAGCUCAAUAAUAAACAAUUAUUGAAUGAAUGAAAAGAGAUGGAGGUCGGAGGAAUUUAGCAAAGGAGCUGCAUAAGAGGUUCAAAAUCUUUAAACGCAAAUAUAACGCUUAGCACCCUCUGCAGGUGAGGGUUGGAGAGUGGGUGCUUUAAGAAUAACCGCGGGGGAGCUCAGGCAAAUCUCGCUCAGGCAGAAGCUUUUAGACUGUAAUUCCCAGCAGCCACCAGGAGCCUCAUGGCUUGAUAGGAAAGGUAAACCCUGACUUGUACGUCCCUGUCCCGCCCCUCCAGCGGGUCGCCCGCGAAAUCUAAUCCGGUAUGCGGAGGUCCAAUGAAGAAGUGGGUCCAAGUCCCGCGAGAGCACGUGGCUCACAGCGACUACUGGGCUAAAGAACGCGCUGCGUUCAGCAUUGGUAUUUAUUACCUUGUCGAUCUCGCCUGCCGGGGUUUUCUGCCCCCUCCCGGAGGAAGAAGGGAGGCGCAGUAUGGAGACGCCGGAGGAGCCGCUUUUAGCUCCAGACUGCCUUCCUUCCGACGAGACCCCAGCUCCAGCCCGUCUCUCACCUCAGGCUUCCUCUAUGGAUGAAAACGCGGAUCCAGAACUCAGGGCAUCGCCACGCGAUGGGGAUGACCCGCCCCGGAUGUCCCCAGAUGCCGUGGCUGGCUUACCUGCCCAAGAGCUGGGGGAGGAGGACCGAGCUUCUCACUCCAGCCCUCCGGAAACAAGGCUUGGUACUCCUAGUGAGUUGAGCCCUCGAACCGAGGAGCAAGAACUUUCUGAAAAUAUGAGCCUUCUUUCAGAAGGACCGAACAAGCCAGAGUUGGAGCCGGGAGAAGCCAUGGAAGGUGUAUUUGAAGAGCCUGCUCCAGAAGAUGAGGGAUGCACCACUUGGAAGUACAGCUUCUCCCAGCUACCUCGGUUUCUCAGUGGUUCCUGGUCAGAGUUCAGCACCCAACCUGAGAACUUCUUGAAAGGCUGUAAGUGGGCCCCUGAUGGUUCCUGCAUCUUGACCAAUAGUGCUGAUAACAUCCUGCGGAUUUAUAACCUGCCCCCAGAGUUGUACAGUGAGGGUGAGCAGCUGGAAUAUGCAGAAAUGGCCCCUGUCCUGCGAAUGGUGGAAGGUGAUACCAUCUAUGAUUACUGCUGGUAUUCUCUGAUGUCUUCAACCCAGCCAGAUACCUCCUAUGUGGCCAGCAGCAGCCGGGAGAACCCAAUUCACAUCUGGGAUGCAUUCACUGGAGAACUCCGGGCUUCCUUUCGUGCCUACAACCACCUGGAUGAGCUGACAGCAGCCCACUCGCUCUGCUUCUCCCCGGAUGGUUCCCAGCUCUUCUGUGGCUUUAAUCGGACUGUGCGUGUGUUUUCCACGGCCAGGCCUGGUCGUGACUGUGAAGUCCGAGCCACAUUUGCAAAAAAGCAGGGCCAGAGUGGCAUCAUCUCUUGCAUAGCCUUCAGCCCAGUCCAGCCCCUCUAUGCCUGUGGCUCUUAUAGCCGUUCCCUGGGUCUGUAUGCCUGGGAUGAUGGCUCUCCUCUUGCCUUGCUGGGAGGGCACCAAGGAGGUAUCACCCAUCUCUGCUUUCACCCUGAUGGCAACCGCUUCUUCUCAGGAGCCCGCAAGGAUGCUGAGCUUUUGUGCUGGGAUCUCCGGCAGCCUGCUCACCCAUUGUGGUCUCUGAGUCGCGAGGUGAUCACCAAUCAGCGUGUCUACUUCGAUCUGGACCCGACCGGGCAAUUCCUAGUUAGUGGCAGCACUGGUGGAGCUGUCUCUGUGUGGGACACCAGCGGGGCUGGGCGUGAGGAGAAGCCGGAGCCAGUGCUGAGUUUUCUGCCCCAGAAGGACUGCACCAAUGGAGUCAGCCUGCACCCUAGCUUGCCUCUGCUGGCCACAGCCUCUGGGCAGCGUGUGUUUCCAGAACCCACGGAGAGCGGGGAUGAGGCGGAGCAGGAGGUGGAACUUCCUUUGCUCUCUUUGCGCCAUGUCCACCUUGAAUGUCAGCUUCAGCUCUGGUGGUGUGGGGGGCAUCCAGAUACCAGUGUCCCUGAUGCUCACCAGGGCAAGAAGGGACAGGGAGGGACAGAGGUAGGUGGGGAAGAGUUUAUAUAAAAAGGUUUUAUAUACUAAAGUCUUUGUGUCUUUCUGGGGAGGCAGAUGAUGGAGAUGAGGGCCAGAAGGGAUACUAGUGGGCUCCCUUGUCCAGCAGCAGUAGGGACUGGCAUAUUGUUCC
Molecule: messenger RNA, 2668 nt
Organism: Manis javanica (Malayan pangolin)
Lineage: Eukaryota; Metazoa; Chordata; Mammalia; Pholidota; Manidae
Gene: WRAP53
Product: WD repeat containing antisense to TP53
Biological process (GO): Cajal body organization
Cellular component (GO): Cajal body
Molecular function (GO): protein binding; RNA binding
Source: RefSeq, a predicted model, not a curated record